Molecule: messenger RNA, 1335 nt
Organism: Seminavis robusta
Lineage: Eukaryota; Bacillariophyta; Bacillariophyceae; Naviculales; Naviculaceae
Source: the annotation of a GenBank genome assembly
AUGUCGUCCUCAGGUCUAUCUCCAUCAGCUAGACUGAUUGCUUCCACUUUGAGCGAAUCCUCCGAAGCUUGUUUUCUUCUGGAUGCCGAGGGACUUGUCCUGUACGAGAAUCCAGCUGCCAAGAGAUUAAUCUUUGAAACUACCAACAGUCAGUUUGACCAUGGAGCUGGAGACCCCAAACAUUCCUACCACUUUUCGUUCUUCUUUUCCUUCACGACACCCAACAAACCGUGGCAAGAAUACUUUGACCAUUUGAUUAAAAGUGAGCCGCAAAGUCCCAACCGACGGUUCGAUGUCAUGGAUGAUGGCGUCCACGAAUACUACGACGUUAUAUGCAAGAAAUCCAAUGGAGGAGAAUUUCCCGCCAGUCUCCGAUUGGGCAAGAUUGGUCAAGAUACCGAUUCUGAAUCAAUCUACCUCUGUGCCUACGUUAAACCCAAGAUGACGGACGACAACCAUCCGUUUGCCAAGGAUGGCACCGCACUGCGCUGUAUUUUGAAUGCCGCCUUCAACCCCAUGUUUUCCAUUGACGAAUCCGGCACCAUUUUAAUGGCCAAUCUCGCUGCCGAAAAGACAUUUGGGUAUACCCGCUCCGAGUUUUUGGGUAGCAAUAUCAAAAUUAUUUGUGGAGGUGACCAUGCCGCCAAGCAUGAUAGCUACCUUCGCAACUACCUGGAAACAGGCGUCAAAAAAAUCAUUGGAUCACAACGAGAAGUGCCAGCUAGAAGAAAAGACGGCACCGAAUUCCCAGUAGAGUUGGGAGUGAAGGAAGUGAGCUGUUUGGAAUAUGGGGUGGAAGGACAAGUGGUCUUUUGUGCCUUUAUCAAAGACUUGUCGAACGAGAAGAAGCACCAGGCAGAUAUGAAACACAAAGUAGAUCUGAUGCAAGGAAUGAUCAAUGCAUCCUUUGAUCCCAUGAUUGAAAUUGAUGCCAGUGGGAUCAUUCAAAACUGUAACAAUGCCACCGUCGCACUCUUUGGAUACCGUCGAGAAGAAAUGAUUGGUCAAAACAUUUCCAUCAUUGCCGGAGAGGAACAUGGCAAGAAUCAUGACUCCUACCUUCAAAACUACUUGAAAACCGGUCAGAAGAAAGUGAUUGGCAGAAAACGACAUGUCAAGGCACGACGAAAAGACGGCAAAGAAUUCGAUAUAGAACUCGGUGUUCAAGAGGUUGUGUCACCGAGCGGCGAACGACUAUUCUGUGGUUUUAUCCGAGACUUGACGCGACAAAACAUGGAGAAACGACGCAUGCGGAAACAAGAACAAAACAUGAAGAACCACUUUUUUGGGACUCAAGAUGGUGGCACUAUGAAAGAUCAUUCGACAACCAUGUAG